AUGUCAGGCUUUUCAAUGAAAUCGGAUGAUAAAAAGGAGAAGCAAGCAGCAGCAGAAGCUCCAGCAUACAAGACAAUCGCUUCCAUGGAAACGCAGUCUGCUAACGGCGGCGGCGGUGGAAAAAAAACGAAACGCAACCGCAACUGCAAACUCUGUAUCUGCUUCACACUCCUUCUCAUCCUCCUCAUCUUCGUAGUUAUCCUCAUCUUAGCCCUUACCAUCUUCAAACCAAAACGCCCAAUCACAACCAUCGAUUCCGUCACCGUAGAUCGGUUCCAAGCUUCAAUCAACGCGCUAGCUCUCAAAGUCAUCCUAAACCUAACCCUCCACGUCGAUCUCUCCUUGAAAAACCCAAACCGCGUCGGAUUCAGCUUCGAUUCGUCGUCGGCGCUGCUCAAUUACAGAGGCCAGUUGAUCGGCGAAGCUCCUAUCCCGGCGAGCCGAAUCGCGCCGGAGAAAACGCUGCCUAUGAACCUAACGCUGACGCUGAUGGCGGAUCGGUUACUCUCCGAGUCGCAGCUUCUCUCCGACUUCAUGUCCGGCGACAUCCCUCUCAACACGUUCGUGAAAGUCGCCGGAAAAGUAAGCGUCCUCAACAUCUUCAAGAUUAAAGUCCAAUCGUCUUCUUCCUGCGAUCUCAGCAUCUCUGUUUCGAAUCGCAACGUUACGAGUCAACACUGUAAGUAUUCAACUAAGCUUUGA
Messenger RNA from Microthlaspi erraticum, 702 nucleotides. Lineage: Eukaryota; Viridiplantae; Streptophyta; Magnoliopsida; Brassicales; Brassicaceae. The record is from the annotation of a GenBank genome assembly.